CUUUAUAUACGUAUGAUUUGAGUUGUUUUUCUUCACUUGAUCUGUGAGCCAAGGCGGCGCACUCUCGUCCUUGACCUAGUCCUGUCUUCCAUUUUUGCAACUCAGGUCGCUUGCUAGCUAGUAGCGUGCAAUUGAGCAGGAUGUAUCACCCGCAGUGCGAGCUCCUGAUGGCGCACGAGACCCGGGACCUGGACGCCGGCCAGCCGCACCUCACCGCCUCCGCCGGCGUCGCGACCAUCUCGACGGAGCUCAGCUUCCACCUGCUCCACUCCCUCGACGCCGCCGCGGCGGUCUCCGCCGUCACGCCGCAGCCCACCAUCGACUACUUCUUCGGCGGCGCCGCCGAUCCUCACCAGCCGGCGGUGCAGUACGAGCCGCUGCCCCCCACCCAGCACACCAUGAACAUGCUGCGCGACUACUGCAACGGCCACUACACCACCGCCGAGCCGUACCUCCGCGGGGCAAGGACCGGCGCCCUCGUCUUCGGUGCCACCGACGACGAGUCGGCUGCCUACAUGCCCGGGCCCUUCGAGAGCUCCCCGCCCCCACGGGCCACCGGCGGCAGGAAGCGGAGCAGGGCGCUGCUGGGCGGCGGCUUCCAUGGUGGGCCAGCCAACGGUGUCGAGAAGAAGGAGAAGCAGCGCCGGCUGCGGCUCACCGAGAAGUACACCGCCCUUAUGCUCCUCAUCCCCAACCGUACAAAGGAUGAUAGGGCGACGGUGAUCUCGGACGCGAUUGAAUACAUCCAUGAACUGGGGAGGACGGUGGAGGAGCUGACGCUGCUGGUGGAGAAGAAGCGGCGCCGGAUGGAGCUGCAAGGGGACGUGGUGGACGCGGUGGUCGUGCCGGCCGGUGAGGCCGAGAGCUCGGAGGGCGAGGUGGCACCGCCAGUACCGGCCGCCCAGCUGCAGCCGAUCCGGAGCACGUACAUCCAGCGCCGGAGCAAGGACACGACCGUGGACGUGCGGAUCGUGGAGGAAGACGUGAACAUCAAGCUCACCAAGCGCCGUCGGGAUGGGUGCCUCGCGGCCGCGUCGCGCGCGCUGGACGACCUCCGGCUUGACCUCGUCCACCUCUCCGGCGGCAAGAUCGGCGACUGCCACAUCUACAUGUUCAACACCAAGAUUCACAAGAGCUUCCCGGUGUUUGCGAGUGCAGUGGCCAGUAGGCUGAUGGAAGUGGUGGACGAGUCCUAG
Molecule: messenger RNA, 1196 nt
Organism: Panicum hallii
Lineage: Eukaryota; Viridiplantae; Streptophyta; Magnoliopsida; Poales; Poaceae
Product: transcription factor TIP2-like
Exons: 4
Coding region: 141-1196 (351 amino acids)
Biological process (GO): regulation of DNA-templated transcription; anther wall tapetum development
Molecular function (GO): protein dimerization activity
Source: RefSeq, a predicted model, not a curated record